Messenger RNA from Trachymyrmex cornetzi, 1575 nucleotides. RefSeq lists its product as uncharacterized. Gene Ontology annotation, molecular function: DNA-directed DNA polymerase activity; nucleotide binding; DNA binding. Gene Ontology annotation, biological process: DNA replication. NCBI's taxonomy places the organism in Eukaryota, Metazoa, Arthropoda, Insecta, Hymenoptera, Formicidae. The record is from RefSeq and is a predicted model, not a curated record.
AAAAAGAUUAUUUGUAUCGCUCAUAAUGCGAAAGCGUUCGACGCGCAAUUCAUUUUAAAGUAUUUAGUAGAAGAAUCCGAAAUUACGGAAGAACCGCGGGUAAUUUUGAACGGGACGAAGAUUAUCGUAAUGACGGUCGGGAAUACGAAAUUUAUAGAUAGUGUCAAUUAUUUACCGAUGCGUUUGGCCGAUUUACCCAAAGCUUUCGGGCUGAAGGAUACGUCGGACAAAGGCAACUUUCCUUACCUGUUCAAUACGAGGGAAAAUCAAUCGUAUAUCGGCCCGAUACCUGAUGCGCGAUAUUAUUCUCCCGAUCAAAUGAAGCCCGAAGAACGAAUGCGAUUUACAAACUGGCACGAUGAGAUGAUACGCGCAAAUUUUAUUUUUAAUUUUCAACAUGAAAUAGUAAAAUAUUGCCGUAACGACGUAGAAAUUCUUCGACGCGCAUGCAUGGCGUUUAGAAAAAUUUUUUUGGAACGUGGUAAUGUGUGUCCGUUCGAGGAAUGUACAACUAUCGCUUCCUCGUGCAUGAAAGUUUUUCGCAAAAACUUUUUGCGCGAGAAAGAAAUAGGAAUCAUUCCUCCGGGCGGAUAUAGAAAUGCGGAUAAACAAUCGCGAAAAGCCUUAAAGUGGUUAGUGUGGAAGGAGCGUGAGCUCGGUCAUCGCAUAAUUCACGCGGGACGAGGGCGCGAGUACGAGAUUGAUGGCAGGCGCGUUGACGGAUACUACGAAUCGGAAUCGGCAGACGGAAUACAACGUUACGUACUUCAAUUCCACGGAUGUUUCUGGCAUGGAUGUCCGACGUGCUUUCAGGUGAAUCGCGACAGAACGCUUUCGUCCACGAAUCGUGGAGAUACGAUCGACGCGCGUUACGAACGAACUCUCGCAUCGACAUAUCGUCUACGAAAACGGGGAUAUCACGUGAUAGAGAAAUGGGAGUGUAACUUUGAUCGGGAAAUGCGUGAAAAUCUUGAGAUGCGUGAUUUUCUCAAAAAUCACACGCUAUUAAAAUCUGAUCCUCUCGACCCGCGCGAUGUGUUUUUCGGCGGUCGUACGGGAAACAUCGCUACCCGCUAUGAAAUUACGGGUACAGAGAAAAUACGUUAUGUGGACGUAUGCUCUUUGUAUCUGUAUGUAUUGAAAACGGGUGCUUUCCCAUACGGUCACCCCGAUUAUGUCGGUGAGGACUGUAACGAGUUAAUUGGUGAAGCGCCAAAUUUUAAUUUUGACUCGGUCGAAGGUCUUGUACGCUGCAAGGUGCUCCCGCCGCGUAAUCUCUUUCAUCCGGUACUCCCGUAUCGAGUAAGAGGAAAGCUGCUUUCCGCACUGUGUCGAAGCUGCUGUGAAACUUUCUCGCAGGAAACGUGCACUCACGAUAGUCCCGACGAGCGUGAAUUCGAAGGUACUUGGGUAUCCUGCGAAUUACGCAAAGCCAUCGAGAAGGGCUAUCUCGUGACGAGCGUUAGUGAAAUUUGGCAGUAUAAAGUCACACGAUACGAUCCCAAUACUCGGCAGGGAGGUUUGUUUGCCGAAUAUAUAAAUACAUUUCUACAAUUAAAGCAGGAAGCUAGUUGA